Messenger RNA from Musa acuminata AAA Group (dessert banana), 1329 nucleotides. RefSeq names its product probable polygalacturonase. Lineage: Eukaryota; Viridiplantae; Streptophyta; Magnoliopsida; Zingiberales; Musaceae. The transcript has 6 exons. Gene Ontology annotation, biological process: carbohydrate metabolic process. The record is from RefSeq and is a predicted model, not a curated record. Gene Ontology annotation, molecular function: polygalacturonase activity. Bases 1 to 1329 code for a protein of 442 amino acids.
AUGAUUUUAGUGCUGUGGACGGUGGUAACAGCGGCGUUCAUAGGGAUCGCUGAGGGCCGCCACCACCGGCAGGCAGGUGGUGCGACGGAGCUAGAAGCCUUCCACUACGCAGCGGCGGGGGCAAGAGGAUGCCGGGCCCACGUGGCCAGCCUGACGGACUUCGAUGGGGUGGGCAACGGGGUGACCUCCAACACGGCGGCCUUUGCGGCGGCCGUGGCCAACCUCAGUAAGGUGGCGUACGAUGGUGGCGCGAUGCUGGUGGUGCCGGCCGGCCGGUGGCUCACCGGGCCCUUCAACCUCGCCGACCACUUCACCCUCUUCCUCGACCACGACGCCGUCAUCCUCGCCACUCAGGAUAUCAACGAGUGGCCGAUCAUUGACCCUUUGCCCUCCUAUGGUAGAGGAAGAGAUGCGGUUGGGGGUAGAUACAGUAAUCUCAUCAUGGGAUAUAACCUAACCGAUGUGGUCAUAACAGGGAAAAAUGGAACUAUCGAUGGACAAGGUGAAACCUGGUGGAAAAUGUUCCGUAACAAAGAACUCAAUUACACUCGUGGAUACCUCAUUGAAUUGAUGUACUGCAAACAAGUGCUGAUUUCCAACAUUACAUUGGUUAACUCUCCAUCGUGGAAUGUCCAUCCAGUGUACAGCAGCCACGUAAUCGUCUCAGGCAUCACAAUUCUUGCACCGGUCAACUCUCCCAACACUGAUGGGAUCGAUCCAGACUCAUCCUCCAAUGUCCGCAUUGAGGACUGCUACAUAGUCUCAGGCGAUGACUGCAUCGCCAUUAAAAGCGGUUGGGAUGAGUACGGGAUUGCAUUCAACAUGUCAAGCAAACACAUAGUGAUCAGACGGCUCACCUGCAUCUCCCCCACGAGCGCUGUCAUCGCCCUGGGAAGCGAGAUGUCGGGAGGAAUCCAAGAUGUCCGGGCCGAAGACAUCACGGCCAUCCACUCCGAAUCCGGCGUCAGGAUCAAGACGACCAUCGGAAGGGGAGCUUACGUGAAGGACAUAUUCGUGAGAAGAAUGAAUCUGCACACAAUGAAGUGGGUCUUCUGGAUGACGGGCACCUACGGGCAGCACCCGGACGACAAAUUUGAUCCGAAAGCCAUUCCGGUGGUGCAGAAUAUCAGUUACAGCAACGUGGUGGCCGAGAACGUGACCAUGGCCGCGAAGCUGGAGGGGAUUCCCGGCGCGCCCUUCACCGGAAUAUGCAUCUACAAUGUGACGGCGGAGGUGGUGAAGUCGAAGAAGCCGAUUUGGAACUGCACCGUCUUGAGCGGCGUUAGCACAAAAAUUCUUGAAAGAAGAAUGAGUUUGAACCCCUUUUAA